CUCUCCUCCCCCCCCCCAUACACACACACACACCCCCGCUGUCCGCUCGACCAGUCGCGAACGCCAUGCCCCCUAAGCCCAGCCUUCAGAAGGGGAAGCCCGCUGCGGCGGGGCAGGUUUUCCGCCCCUCCCCUCUGUCAGGAAUCCUGAACAAGCGGACCCGGCCGGCCGGGGGCGCGGCGCCCCCUGCUCAGGCCCCUCCGAAAAGGCAGAAGGCCCACGCCAGCGCCGGGAAGGGCGGCCGUGCGCCCCCUCCCACUGUUGCGUCCAGCGAUAGCGAUGACAGCGACUUCGAUGAGGAUGAUAUGCCCCUGGAUCCGGAGGACCAGUCAACCGAUGUCGAUGUGCUUGACUUCUCCACCACGUCCAGCACCGAGGAGGACGACGACGCGAUCCGCUCUGCCCUUUUGAAGUUCAUGGCGAAGGCCGGCAUGAAGCCCGACACGGGCGCCCUCUCUCCGCAGGAAGAUGACGACGAUGAUGGUGCCUCCAGCGGGGAUGGCCUUGGUGAUGACGAUGACGAGGCUGCCUCCCCCGCCGGCACUGACGAUGAUGACGAUGAUGAUGAUGCGGAGGAGGAGGAGCAGAGCGACGAUGACGACGACGACGAUACCGGCGCUCGCCUUCUCAAUGACCCGGCCCUGAAGGGAAUGGGCGACCUGUCGGAGCUACUGACCGGCAACUAUGCGUCGGACUCGGAUGACGACGGGUCCGACGCCGAAGGCGCCGAGGAGGUGGCCCCGCCCAUUGUCGACUCGGAUGACGACGACUCGGACGAUGGCAGCGACAUCGACUACAGCGCAUACAUGCUGUCGGACGAGGAGGACUCCGAUGCCGAGGACGAGGCACGCGCGAAGAAGCCCGCCAAGAAGCCCGCCAAAAAGCCGACCGUCGACUCGGACUCCGACUCGGACUCCGACUCCGACAUGGACAUGGACAUGGACUCCGAUGAUGAGGACGGGGAGGACGAUGAGGACAGCGCCGAGGACGAGGAGCUCACCCUGGAGGAUGUUCUGGCCGGCAAGACCGCUGGCCGUGGGGCCCAGCCCCCGAAGAAGGCCAAGCGCCAGACGCAGGUGGUCCUGACGCAUGCCAUCCUCCUGGAGUGGGAGGCGGUCCUGUCGCGGCCGGGCGAGGGGGUCGGUCUGGCCAGCAACUUCCGCAAGCUGCUGCAGGCCUUCAAGUCGGUGUGCAACCGUGCUGACGCCCUGGAGGCGGACCUGUCCUCCGGCGACGGCAAGAAGAAGCCCAAGCCCAACGAGCCGUAUGUCAUCAACAGCUCGGCCGUCUUCAACAAGGUCAUCAUCAUGACCCUCAAGUACUCGGCCCCGGCGCUGGACCAGCUGCUGGGCCUGGCCCCCGGCCCGGCGCCGGCGCCGGCCGCCAACGAGAUGGACGAGCUGGCCGGCGCGCCGCCGGCGCCUACGGCCGACAAGGCCGUCCCUCCGCGGGCCCCGCACACCAGCCCCCGGUGGGGCACGCAUCGUCUGCUUGUCAAGGCCCUGGUCACCAACAUGGCCAAGCUGCUGAGCCAGAUUUCCGACGUGCGCCUCCGGUCGUACAUCCUGUCGGCGGCCCGGUCCUUGGUGCCCUUCAUGGCCACCUUCGGGGCGGUCAUCCGCCGGCUGGUGCGCCUGCUGCUGGACCUGUGGGGCGGCUCCGAGGAGACGGUCCGCAUCUCGGCCUUCCUGCUGCUGAUGCGGCUCACCCGCGAGGACAUGCCGGAGGCCGUGGGGCUGUCCGUUCGCCGAGGCCUGUACAUGACCUUCGUCAAGAAUGCGCGCUUCGUCACGGUGCGCAAUCUGUCGCAUCACAACUUCCUGAUCAACUGCCUGGUCGAGGCGUACGGGGCCGACCCGAUCGCCGCCUACCCGCAGAUGUUCAUCUACAUCCGGCAGAUGGCCAUCCACCUGCGCAGUGCCCUGAAUGCCCUGUCCACCGGUGGUGGCGCCGGCGCCAAGGGCAGCGGCAAGAAGAAUGCCCCGGCCCAUCGGUCCCUUUACAACUGGCAGUUCCUGUCCUGCCUGCAAGCGUGGGCUCGCAUCCUCGGGGCCAUUUGCCAUCAUGAGCGUCCGCUUGCCGGCCAGGAGGGCCUCAAGGUCCUCCGGCCGUUGAUCUUCCCCCUGGUGCAGGUGUGCAUGGGCGCCAUUCGCCUGCGCAUGGCGGCCCGGUAUCACCCCCUGCGACUGCACAUUGUCCGCCUGCUGGUGGAGCUGUCCCAGGACACUCGGGUCUUUGUGCCGGCCCAUGCGGCCCUGCUGGACAUCAUCUCCCGGCUGAAGCCGACCAGUGCCUCGGGCGCGUCGCAGUCCAACCAGACCGCCCGCAAGCUGGACCUGGUGGCCGCCGUGCGUGUGCCCCGGUCCAUGUCCACCAGCCCGGCCUUCCUGGACAAGGUGCUGGAGACCAGUGCCGACCUCCUGCUCGAUUGGUUUGGCGGCCUCAUGUGGAACCAUGUUUCCUUCCCGGAGCUGGCCACCCUGGUGACUGUGCAUUUGCGCAAGUUUGUCAAGCUCAAUGGCGGGCACUUCCGGUCGGCGCGCAUGAUCCGUGAUCUCAUCGCCCAGCUCGAGACCCACUCGACCAUUGUCGACAAGUACCGCCAGGAGCACGCCCUGACCCCGGUGGCGGCACUUCACCACCUGGAGCCCGAGCAGGCCGCCGAGAAGCCCGUCAAUGCCCUGUGGCUGGAUCUGCCGGUCGACACCGACCUGCACCACUUCUACCUCAACGCCACGCACAUUCGCAUCAGCCGCCUGGCCGUGCUUGGCAUUGUGCCCCAGUCGUCGGUGCCCCCGGCGCCGACCACCUCCGAGAGUGACAUCGCCGAGAUCGACUCCAUGCCCGGCCUCGGGGCCGCUGCCGCCGGGGAGGGCGUCACCGAGCACAAGAAGAAGACCAAGAAGGCCGCCAAGAAGGCCGCCAAGAAGAAGCUGGCCCUCUCGGUGCAGGACGCCUCGGCCCUGGAUGACAGCCAGUUCGAUGAUGAGGUUUACGAUAUCAGCAAGUGGAGCAGUGACGAGGACAACUGA
Messenger RNA from Fonticula alba, 3032 nucleotides. RefSeq lists its product as hypothetical. NCBI's taxonomy places the organism in Eukaryota, Rotosphaerida, Fonticulaceae. Gene Ontology annotation, cellular component: nucleolus; Noc1p-Noc2p complex; Noc2p-Noc3p complex. Gene Ontology annotation, biological process: ribosomal large subunit biogenesis. The transcript has 4 exons. The record is from RefSeq and is a predicted model, not a curated record. Bases 66 to 3032 code for a protein of 988 amino acids.